This is a messenger RNA of Neofelis nebulosa (Clouded leopard), 1728 nucleotides long. Its product is annotated as N-acetyllactosaminide alpha-1,3-galactosyltransferase-like. NCBI's taxonomy places the organism in Eukaryota, Metazoa, Chordata, Mammalia, Carnivora, Felidae. The coding region runs from base 529 to 1407 and encodes 292 amino acids. The transcript has 4 exons. Gene Ontology annotation, biological process: carbohydrate metabolic process. Gene Ontology annotation, molecular function: hexosyltransferase activity. Gene Ontology annotation, cellular component: Golgi apparatus; vesicle; membrane. The record is from RefSeq and is a predicted model, not a curated record.
UACAUGCAGGUGAGCUGCUCUGUGCAUGAAAAUAAUGUAGUAAGAUGGUUUUCAUGGGAGAGUAUGUUUCCCCCAGACGGAGCCGUGGCUCACAGUCAACCACCUGAAAACAGCAGGAAAACCUGUAGACAAAGGUGGGAACUUGUAAGGAAGGUCUGCUGCAGCAGAGGCUGGGGAAAAAAAUGAAUUAAAGUGUUGUCUGAUAAAAUGUACACAAUGCAACACAAUCUGACAAUCAUUCCGUCAUUAAUACCAGGUCUUCUUCGCAUCAUGAUUCUAAAGCCUUAACACACCGAUACUCAGUAACCAAAGGCCUUGCUGUCGAUAAGGCGGGUGCCUGCGUAGAAGGCCACGUCUCAGUCACACCCCGGACGCCGCAGUGCUCCUAUCUGUGUACACAGGCACAAAGACGGACUUGUGACGUACGACUCAGCUCCACAGCUGCCCCUCGUUAACUCAGCCCAGGAUCAACUCUCCAAAGAUGUGUUAGCCGGGGUGCCAUUAGAGUGUAUAGCAAGGAGGAAGUCUAUGAACAGUCCAUCAAAGGAAUUAAAGCUUUCAGACUGGUUUUCUCCCAGUCAAUCCAUGAACCUGACCACCACCAACUGGUCAGCUCCAGUUGUGUGGCAUGGCACUUUCAAUGAAGAAGUUUUGGAACAGUAUUAUGCCAAACAUAAAAUUACCGUGGGGCUGACUGUGUUUGCCGUAGGAAGAUAUAUCGACCACUAUUUGAGGAAAUUUAUACUAUCUGCAGAUAUGUUUUUUAUGGUUGGCCAUAAAGUCAUAAUUUAUGUCCUGAUAGAUGACUUCUCCAGGAUGCCUUGGAUACAGCUGAGUCCCCUCCGUACAAUCAAAGUGUUUGAAAUCAAGCGAGAGAAGAGAUGGCAAGAUGUCAGCAUGAUGCGCAUGAAGACUAUUAGUGAACAUGUUGUAGAUCAUAUCCAGCGUGAAGUCGACUUUCUCUUCUGCAUGGAUGUAGAUCAAGUCUUCGUAAGGAAAUAUGGAGUGGAGACUCUGGGGGAGUCAGUGGCUCAGUUACAUGCUUACUGGUACAAGGCAGAUCUGAUAAAGGUGCCAUAUGAAAGAAGUGAGUUAUCAGAAGCAUAUAUACCUACUGGCAUGGGAGAUUUUUAUUACCAUGCUGCUGUAUUUGGUGGCACUCCUACCCAAGUUCUCAAUAUUGCCAGGGAGUGCUUGAAAGGAAUCAUGAAUGACAAGAAAAACAGCAUUGAAGCAGUAUGGCAUGAUGAAAGCCACUUAAAUAAGUAUUUCUUUCUCCACAAACCUGCUAAGCUCUUAUCACCGGAAUAUUGCUGGGAUUUUACUAGAACGGAUAUCAUUAAUAUUCGUAAUAUCAAACUCUCUUGGGCUAAAAAGGAUUAUAAACAUCUUAGGGUGAAAUUGUAGUUUUAUAGCACUUCCUUCAGAUUUCUGAAAAUAAGAGCAUCAUUUUUGUCUUAUUCCUUAGGAAAUUAGCACUUGAUAAAUUUUAGCACUAAAAAAAAAAAAUCACUAGCAAAAUGGCAAGACCACCAAUAUGGAAUACUCAUACUUCUCCUCAUAUUCAUUGUGAAUUGUAUAAGAUGGGAUACAGCAAUUGCAGAAUGAAUGUACUGAUGUCAGAUGGAGAUACAAUGAUUUCAUAUCCUGUGUGAAUACUGAGGAGAUAUUAUUUGUUGGAUUACAUUGAACAAAAUAGAAUCUGUCACAAGAAAAUGAAACCUGAAA